AUGGGUAACCAGCAGUCGAGCGGCAAGGACAAGAAGGGCGAGAAGGGCGGUGCCGACGGCGUACCUCUCGGUCGCGAGUACUACCGCUCUUUCGAGCGAUCCGACACCAAAGACUCUACCCGCUCCCUUCGCAACUCAUUGCGCAACAAGAUCCCCGGCACUGGCAAAUCCGACAGCCCACGGAACUCUAUUGCCGCCCUCAACGACCCCAACGGAAAAGCUGACAAGUCAGAUGUAGCUUCCACCAAAUCAAAAGGCUCGCGACGGGGCUCGGUCGCUUCGGCUUCAGCGACCGCUCCCGCAGAAGUAACUCCGGAAGCCGCUGAUAAGGCUGAAUCAGACCAAGACGAACCGCAAGCGCCGCCCUCACCUGUUCACGGCGCAACACUCGGAACGGGACAUGAAGGAGUGAGCAAGGCACAGAAAACCGGCGAAGUCGACCACGUCUCGGACGUUCCGCCGACGGGAGCAGCACAGCCCUUGGCCUCUGCUCAGCCGGGAGAGUCAAUUCUACAGAAGAAAGACCAGCCCAUCCCCAGGCUUCCAGAGCCCCCCGCGCCCACCGAUGGUUCAGGCUCCCCCAUGGAGCUCACCGCGCUCAAGACCAUGGACCUUGACGACAUGAUCCAGCGACUCUUGGAUGCAGCUUAUGCUGGAAAAGUCACCAAGACGGUCAGCUUGAAGAACGCUGAAAUCUUCGCCAUCUGCUCUGCUGCCCGCGAAGUCUUCCUAAGUCAGCCCGCACUGCUCGAGCUCGCUCCCCCUGUCAAGAUUGUUGGCGACAUCCAUGGCCAAUAUACCGAUUUGAUCCGCAUGUUCGAGAUGUGCGGAUUUCCUCCCAAUUCGAACUACCUAUUCCUCGGCGACUACGUAGACCGCGGCAAACAGAGCCUGGAAACUAUCCUACUCUUGCUCUGCUACAAGCUCAAGUUCCCCGAGAACUUCUUCCUCCUCCGCGGCAACCACGAAUGCGCCAACGUUACACGUGUAUACGGCUUCUACGAUGAAUGCAAGAGGAGAUGCAAUAUCAAAGUCUGGAAGGCUUUCGUGGAUACAUUCAACACACUCCCGAUUGCAGCUAUUGUUGCGCAGAAGAUUUUCUGUGUUCACGGUGGGCUGUCUCCAAGCUUGUCGCAUAUGGAUGAUAUUAGGCAAAUCGCGCGACCUACCGAUGUACCCGACUAUGGCUUGCUGAACGACCUCUUGUGGAGCGAUCCUGCGGAUAUGGAGAACGACUGGGAGUCUAACGAAAGAGGCGUUAGUUAUUGUUUUGGAAAGAAGGUCAUCAUGGAGUUCCUCGCAAGGCAUGACUUCGACCUUGUUUGCAGAGCACACAUGGUGGUGGAGGAUGGCUACGAGUUCUUCACUGAUCGAGUGUUGGUUACUGUGUUUUCAGCUCCAAACUACUGCGGCGAAUUCGACAACUGGGGCGCCGUUAUGUCGGUUUCGGGAGAACUGCUUUGCAGUUUCGAACUUCUCAAACCACUCGAUUCGAGCGCGCUCAAGAGCCACAUCAAGAAGAGCAGGAACAAGCGUCAAAGCAUGCUUAACUCACCAGAUGUCCAAGACAUUCCCUCCCCUGGAUCUCCGAUCAUCGCGAAGACGGCAACGAUACAAUACGAGGAAGAUGUCCAGGAGCCCUCGGAUGCUGUGGAGACAACGGGCGAAUCGAUGAGACGAGGUCUAUCCCAGAGACUGCGACGCGUACGGAGGAGGCCUGGACUAGAACAGCUGGGCAGCCAAGACGAUGGUGCUGCCACAACAAUCCCACGGAAACAUGGGCACAAAAGAGCGAAUACGUGGGCAAACGAGUGGAGCCACUCCCCAACGCUACCUACGAGCCGUAGCGCACCACUGCUUUCGCAACGUAGACUACAGACUGACGCGGGGACCGCGGAUGCAGAGAGACGAAAAGAGAAACUCGAAGAACAGCGGGCCUUGUGGGAAUCAACUCUUCCUCGGAUCAUGUCCGAUCACGUUGGUUAUUUCUCCACUGGACAUCAUCUCGAUUACGUGCAUCCUGAGGAGACGCCACCGCCGCCGUAG
Molecule: messenger RNA, 2046 nt
Organism: Alternaria ethzedia
Lineage: Eukaryota; Fungi; Ascomycota; Dothideomycetes; Pleosporales; Pleosporaceae
Exons: 3
Coding region: 1-2046 (681 amino acids)
Cellular component (GO): cytoplasm; nucleus
Molecular function (GO): protein serine/threonine phosphatase activity
Source: RefSeq, a predicted model, not a curated record